CUCUUUUCCUGGACUCAUCAUUGGCUCAGUGAUGAACCACACACCCAGUCCCCACAUGACAGAGGCCGCCAAGUCUGGGGCGGGCUUGUUGUGCGGCCUGGGCCUGGGCCCGGAUCGGGUGCGUUCCCCGGACAGCCUGACCUACACACCCAGCCCGUCAGGGGGAACGCCUAGUUCCAGUCCUCCUCUGCUGAUGUCUCCAGGGCUGGGCUGCGAUGGCGGCGGGGACUGGGAGAGCCGCGAGGAGCUGCGUCUGCGUGAGCUGGAGGAGGCUCGGGCGCGGGCGGCUCAGAUGGAGAAGACGAUGCGCUGGUGGUCAGACUGCACGGCUAACUGGAGGGAGAAGUGGAGUAAAGUGCGGGCCGAACGCAACAGGGCACGGGAUGAGGUCAGGCAGCUGAGACAACGUCUGGACGCCCUUACCAAAGAGCUGACGGGGGCACGGCGAGAGCGUCAAGAGCUGGUGGCCGAAAACGAACAACUGCGCCUAGAGGCCCAAAGAGUCCGAGCUGAACAGAACUCCCCAGCGAAUACUUCCACUGCACCAGCAUCCAACUCCUCAACUGCCUCCACACACUCCAACCAGCCACGGGAACCAGACAUCAAGCAGGACAACCAGGAUGAGGAGAACAUGAGAGAUGGCCCAGGCUCUCCAGAGCAGGAACCUGUGAGAGAUGUAGACACUGACAAACCAGACAAGCAGAAGGAGUUGGAGUUAUUGGAGGCUCUUCUCAGGGCGAAGUCAGAUGCUCCAGACUCUUGGGACAUUCGCAGUGCCAGUAGCUUGCGCUCAGUUCUCAGUCGGCAGGACCGGAGCAGACUGCUGUGGGAGGAUCUGGCUGCCCUGGAGGAGGACUCUGGCAAGCUCAACGCUCUCCAGCUACGCCUGGAUGAGUCCCAGAAAGUCCUGCUGAAAGAACGCGAGGAUAAGCAUGCGCUCAUUAAGAACAUCGAGAAGCUGGAGGUGGAGCUGAGCCAAUGGAAACUCAAAUAUGAGGAACUGAACAAGAGCAAACAAGAGGCCCUAAAACAGCUGAACUUCUUGAAAGAGGUGCAUCAGGAUGAGCUGGGCCGCAUGUCUGAAGAUCUGGAGGACGAGUUGGGGGCUCGUACCAGCAUGGACAAAAAACUGGCAGAGCUCCGUACAGAGAUGGAACGUCUGCAGGUGGAGAACGCAGCAGAGUGGGGUCGUCGGGAGCGUCUGGAGACGGAAAAGCUGGCUCUGGAGAGGGAAAACAAAAAGCUGCGCACCCAGAUGGAAGACCUGGAGGAGCAGCUGGCACGCAAACGCAGGCAGGCCGCCAGCGCCCUGGACACCGACCUCAAGACCAUCCAAUGUGAGCUGUUUGAGAGGAACAAGGAGCUGGCAGAUUUGCGGCACGUCCACUCUAAGGUUAAAAAACAGUACCAGGAGAAGAUGGCCGAGCUAGCACAUGCUAACCGGCGUGUGGAGCAGCAUGAGACGGAAGUGAAGAAGCUCCGACUGAGGGUGGAGGAACUAAAGAAAGAGCUGGGCCAGGCUGAAGAUGAGUUGGAUGAGGCUCAUAAUCAGACCAGAAAGCUACAGAGGUCCUUGGAUGAGCAGGUGGAGCAGACAGAGAACCUACAAGUUCAGCUGGAGCAUCUACAAUCCAGGCUAAGGCGUCAGCAGAAUCCGGGCCUCUUUGGCAAGAUGAGGACAUCAGCUUCAUCCCGUUUUGUGCCAGAGGACGCAGACGCCCCCCCUAGCGACCCAGAUGAAGAUGAGGAAGAAGAACUGCAGCUCCAGAUCCCCUAAACUGUUCGCUUCAGACCUGGGAAUGUACGAAAGACUCAAAGAUCGCACCCAAACAUUUCACCUUCCCCUUCAUUUCAUCUCUCAGCUGAAUACAUAAGAGGACUCACAAUUCACAACCUUCGACAGACAGAUAAACACAAUGAUUUUUCAGU
This is a messenger RNA of Carassius carassius (crucian carp), 1929 nucleotides long. It is a transcript of the gene ccdc102a, whose product is annotated as coiled-coil domain containing 102A. Bases 32 to 1777 code for a protein of 581 amino acids. Gene Ontology annotation, cellular component: myosin complex. The transcript has 8 exons. The record is from RefSeq and is a predicted model, not a curated record. Lineage: Eukaryota; Metazoa; Chordata; Actinopteri; Cypriniformes; Cyprinidae.